UUCAAUGGAGAUGCAGAAAAGCAACGUGCACCACCAGCAGCACCUCCAGGACUUCACCCUCCCCUGCAGAGGGUUUGGACCCGUGGGGGGGCAGGUGGAGGCGCUGGAACGCGGCCCGGUCGCUCGCAGGUCAAAAAUCCAAAAGUUUAACAUGAGCAAAAAGAUUUUCCCCUGGAUGAAGGAGUCGCGACCCAAUCAGGCCCACGCCAGGAGCCCCUCAGACUGCAUCGUCAACGAGAAGUGUCCAAGCGCGACCCCGGCCUCCAAGCGGACGCGCACCGCGUACACGAGCGCGCAACUGGUGGAGCUGGAGAAGGAGUUCCACUUCAGCCGCUACCUGUGCCGGCCGCGGCGGGUGGAGAUGGCCAGUCUGCUCAACCUGCACGAGAGGCAGAUCAAGAUCUGGUUCCAGAACCGCAGGAUGAAACAGAAGAAGGACGAGAGGCAGCAGGGCCUCACCCCCACCACGUCCUCCUCCUCUCCCCCGUCCUCCCCCUCCGCCCCGGGCAGCCCCACUCUGUCCAGCCUGGGUUACGUGCAUGUGGGAGGGGAUUACCAGGCGGCCUCUCCUCAGCUCCAGUCCCAGCAGCAGCAGCCUCAGUACCCGGCACAAUACUCCAAAUAUCCGGCUCUGGGCUUUACGCACAAUCCGCCAUUUGAAGUGCAGUACGACACGCACGGCAGCGCGCACACAACGAACCAAAGCGUGGACGUGAGCGGUUCCUUCUUCCCACAGAGCUGCUGCUCCUCUCAGGACAGAAUCAUGCAGGCUCCAAAACUGACUCAUCUGUAGCAGAUACUCGAAAAACUGUAUCUUUACUUUGUGGAAGCGAAACGUGACUGAUCCGUGUUGAAG
Molecule: messenger RNA, 856 nt
Organism: Platichthys flesus (European flounder)
Lineage: Eukaryota; Metazoa; Chordata; Actinopteri; Pleuronectiformes; Pleuronectidae
Product: homeobox protein Hox-B3-like
Exons: 2
Coding region: 5-793 (262 amino acids)
Biological process (GO): regulation of transcription by RNA polymerase II
Cellular component (GO): nucleus
Molecular function (GO): RNA polymerase II cis-regulatory region sequence-specific DNA binding; DNA-binding transcription factor activity, RNA polymerase II-specific
Source: RefSeq, a predicted model, not a curated record